Culicoides brevitarsis is the source of this 2147-nucleotide messenger RNA. It is a transcript of the gene tws, whose product is annotated as protein phosphatase PP2A 55 kDa regulatory subunit. NCBI's taxonomy places the organism in Eukaryota, Metazoa, Arthropoda, Insecta, Diptera, Ceratopogonidae. Gene Ontology annotation, cellular component: cytosol; protein phosphatase type 2A complex. Gene Ontology annotation, molecular function: protein phosphatase regulator activity; protein binding. The transcript is spliced from 5 exons. Bases 401 to 1750 code for a protein of 449 amino acids. The record is from RefSeq and is a predicted model, not a curated record.
GAAUGAAAAUCUAACAAAAAUUCAAAACACGUGCAAAAAAGUGCAGUGAAUCAUAAAAUUCAUAAAGAACAAAAAAAAACAUGAAAUUAUGAAAAUUUAAUACUUUUUUGACGAACAAGUGCUAAUGAUAAAAGAAAUCACUGACAACACGAAAAUCCAAUUCAAGGCCCCCCAAUAAGAACCAGAAAAAAAAUUCAUAAACUCUGAUCUCCAAUUCCCGUUCAAAACGGCGCACAGCACGACAAACAAUAUUUACAUCAACAAAUGGGGUAGACAGAGCCCGCAACCUGUUGAUUGGGGCGGAUCGCCGCCGCGUUCUCCGCCUCCAAGUUAUCCGGAUUCGAAGCCUGUGAGUCGGCAAUCGAGCUUCUCGAAAAUCGGCAAUUACAUCAACAAAGCCAUGAAUGUGCAGAUGAGAGGAAAUGGCGAGACUUCGUGGUGUUUUUCGCAAAUCAAGGGUGCUUUGGAUGAUGACGUCACCGAUGCUGAUAUAAUUUCCUGCGUGGAGUUCAAUGACGACGGGGAAUUGUUGGCUACGGGCGACAAAGGCGGCAGAGUUGUGAUUUUUCAGAGAGAUCCUGCUUCGAAGACAUCACAACCACGUCGCGGCGAAUACAACGUCUAUUCCACAUUUCAGUCGCACGAGCCGGAAUUCGACUACCUCAAGUCGCUGGAGAUCGAGGAGAAGAUCAACAAAAUCCGAUGGCUAAAGCGGAAAAAUCAGCCGCACUUUUUGCUGUCGACGAACGACAAAACCAUCAAAUUGUGGAAAGUGUCGGAGCGCGACAAACGCAUCGAGGGCUACAACACAAAAGAGGAGAACGGCUGCAUCCGCGAUCCGACGUCAAUAACAGAACUCCGUGUGCCUGCCAUAAAACCGAUGGAUCUGAUGGUAGAAGCCUCGCCGCGACGCAUUUUCGCCAACGCUCACACCUACCACAUCAACAGCAUUUCCGUGAAUUCCGACCAGGAGACGUACUUGUCGGCGGACGAUUUGCGCAUCAACUUGUGGCAUUUAGAGAUAACCGACCAGAGUUUCAACAUUGUCGACAUCAAGCCGGCCAACAUGGAGGAACUCACGGAAGUUAUCACGGCGGCGGAGUUUCAUCCGACGGAAUGCAAUUUGUUCGUGUACUCGAGCAGUAAGGGCACCAUUCGGUUGUGUGAUAUGCGCUCGUCGGCGCUCUGCGAUCGUCAUGCGAGGCUGUUCGAGGAGCCCGAGGAUGCCGACAUGACCAACAAAAGUUUCUUCCGCGAAAUUAUUAGUUCAAUCAGUGAUGUCAAGCUGAGCAAUUCCGGGCGCUAUAUGAUAAGUAGAGAUUAUUUGAGUAUUAAAGUGUGGGAUUUGCACAUGGAAACGAAGCCAAUUGAAACUUAUCCGGUUCACGAAUACUUACGCACCAAGUUAUGCUCACUUUAUGAAAAUGACUGUAUUUUUGAUAAGUUCGAGUGCUGUUGGAACGGCAACGAUUCCUCCAUUAUGACUGGUAGCUAUAAUAACUUUUUCCGCGUGUUCGAUCGCAACUCAAAGAAAGAUGUCACGUUGGAGGCAUCACGGGAAAUUAUCAAGCCGAAGACGGUGCUGCGACCCCGAAAAGUCUGCACAGCGGGCAAACGGAAAAAAGAUGAAAUUAGUGUAGAUUGCUUGGAUUUCAAUAAGAAAAUUUUGCAUACCGCCUGGCAUCCGUUAGAAAAUAUCAUUGCUGUUGCUGCAACAAACAACUUGUUUAUAUUUCAGGAUAAAUUUUAGCCGGUCCUGUUGUUAAUCAUCCAUUAUUAUAUGUCCUUAACUCUAUAUUAAUUUUUUUUAUACUUUUCCGAAAAUUUUUUUCAUUUCAUCAUUUUUUUUUUGUCUUCGGAACUCUAUCCAGUGAACUCAUAAAAAAAACAAAAAUUCUUUAUUAAUUUUCUUUUUUCUUGUCUUGCGCGCGCGAGAAAGUAAAAAAUAAUAAAAAUAAAAAAAAUGCCAAACAAAAAACGAACGCUUUCCAUUUUUCCAACAUCAGCUUAGAAGAGAAAAAAUAUCGAAAAAUUGCACGAGACGAACAAGAAAAAAGUAUGAAAAAAUAAAAAAAUAGUAAUUUAGGUUGAGACCAAGAUAAUUUUUCUGUUAUUUUGUUAAUAAUUAAUACAAAAAAAAAAUAAAA